CCAGCCUGUGGUCAACGAGAACGUCUCUCGCGUGAUUUCAUCCUCCUCCUCCUCAUCAUCAUAAUUAAAAAUAUCCCUAGGUGGAUUUCUUUCCCCCCACCCAGCGUGCAGCCCAUGCAGGAGAGUGUCCCCCCCCGCCAAGGAUGGUGGUGUCUCUUAACAGUUGCCAAGCCCUUCCCCUGUGCUAAGCGCUGGGGUCGAUCCAAGUUGGACGUUGGCAACAGGCUCCAUCCCAAACUGGGAGGCGUCCAACGUGUGCACGCCUGCGGCGACCGAGCUGUUGCACACCUGGUGCAGACCAGGCACGCCUGACUACCUCUCUGAGCAAAGGAAGGCCCUGGGAAAAUACUGUGGGUGUCGGUCACCCCCGUUCUGAAAACCUGGAAAAAUCCUUUUGGUGCUGGCAGAGCCCUGGGGGGGGGGGGGGACCGACCCGAGGCCCUGAGGAUCAAAAGGACCCCAAGGAAGACCACCUGAGCAAGCGGUGGCCCCAGGACCGGCCCAACUCAAAGUCCCCGUUGACCUGGUGGGCAGAGAUUUCCCCCCACCCCUCGAGGAAGAAGCCACCCCACCGUAGAAAGACUCCCAGCGCCCAAGUACAAGGAAGAGGCACUGAGAAGCUGUGUGGCCACCAGCCCUGAAAAUCAACUGGAAAUAAAGUCAGAGAAGAAAUGGCAGCUGCACUUUUGAAGACUUCACCACUCUCAGCAAAGAGUAGACUGCUCCAGCAAUCCGGUUUAUCGCUCUACAGCUCGGCCCACGGUUUCCAUGAAGAAUCGGUGAAAAAGAAACUCCUAAAGUUGACCGGUGGAUCAGUCGACCUUUGCAAAGACGAGAAUGGCAUUGGAAUUCUCACUCUCAACAACCCAAGUAAAAUGAACGCCUUCUCAGGAGCAAUGAUGGUACAACUUCUGGAGAAGGUGAUUGAAUUAGAAAGUUGGACAGAUGGGAAAGGCCUUAUCAUCCACGGGGCUAAAAACACGUUCUGCUCAGGAUCUGAUCUAAACGCCGUGAGAGCGCUGGGAACGCCGGAGGAUGGAGUCGAGACAUGCAUGUUCAUGCAGAACAUCUUAACCAGAUUUAUGAGGUUGCCUUUAAUAAGUGUCGCAUUAAUUCAAGGAAGAGCAAUGGGUGGAGGAGCCGAGUUGACCACGGCCUGUGAUUUCAGGCUUAUGACCCCAGAGAGCGAGAUCAGGUUUGUCCAUAAGGAGAUGGGAAUAGUCCCGAGCUGGGGAGGAGCCGCCAGACUGGUGGAGAUCAUCGGCAGCCGACAGUCCCUCAAAGUGUUAAGCGGAGCCCUCAAACUGGAUCCCACCCGGGCCCUGAGCCUCGGACUGGUCGAGGAGAUCUUACGGUCUUCAGAUGAAGCGGAUUCUCUGGAAGAAGCACGGAACUGGCUGCACCAGUUCGUCAACGGUCCCCCGGAAGUCAUCCGAGCGUUGAAGACCGUGGUUUCGUCGGGGAAGGAACUACAGAUGGAAGAAGCGUUACAGACUGAGAGAGAUGUGCUGGGGACAGUUUGGGCUGGGCCUGCCAAUUUAAAAGCCCUUGAAAAGAAAGGUAAAUUUAACAAGUAACCGCUGUAUUAGGUAAACCGAGUUGGGCGAGUGAGUUCUCCCGGAACCCACGUACAAUGUACGGUGACACACGCUAUUCACCCGAGUGGCCUUCGGUACCGACGUUCACGUAUAAUUGCUUUGCUCUAGGAGGGAGUUCUGGGGGUGGUUUGGCUACUUUAUUCUGUAAUACGUCCAAUACGGUAAACUUGGAUUUAGGAUAGAUAUGUACUAUCCUGGUAAUUGGAUUCAGGUUCAGUUCUGUGCCUUUUCCACUUCUUCUUUUACAAAGGAACCCUGUUGUAUUCUGCAACUUCUCACAGUCUCUUACUGAAAGAUAUUGUGUUCAGUUCCUAAAUUAAAAUGGCUAUUGGGGGAAAAAAAAAA
Messenger RNA from Ornithorhynchus anatinus (platypus), 1943 nucleotides. It is a transcript of the gene ECHDC1, whose product is annotated as ethylmalonyl-CoA decarboxylase 1. NCBI's taxonomy places the organism in Eukaryota, Metazoa, Chordata, Mammalia, Monotremata, Ornithorhynchidae. Gene Ontology annotation, molecular function: enoyl-CoA hydratase activity. The transcript is spliced from 7 exons. The coding region runs from base 672 to 1577 and encodes 301 amino acids. Gene Ontology annotation, cellular component: cytosol. The record is from RefSeq and is a predicted model, not a curated record. Gene Ontology annotation, biological process: fatty acid beta-oxidation.